Messenger RNA from Lichtheimia ornata, 363 nucleotides. RefSeq lists its product as uncharacterized. The record is from RefSeq and is a predicted model, not a curated record. The transcript has 4 exons. Gene Ontology annotation, biological process: DNA repair. Lineage: Eukaryota; Fungi; Mucoromycota; Mucoromycetes; Mucorales; Lichtheimiaceae. Gene Ontology annotation, cellular component: SOSS complex; nucleus. The coding region runs from base 1 to 363 and encodes 120 amino acids.
AUGAACAACAACCCACGAUCCGUUGGCGACAUUCCAGGUCAAUUGGCUCCUCCAUCACGAACGCCACCACCCUUCAAGAAACAACAAGUGCUAGGCAAGCGCCCAUUGCGAACGGGACAAGGUCAACCUUCAGGUCCACGCGAUCCAUUUGGUCCACCUCCACCAUUGAGUGCCACUUUGGAGACCUUGGGGCCACAAGAAGAGUUGCUACGCAAACAAACCGAAGAGUACAAUAUUCGACAAUCCAUGAAGGCAACCAUGGCACAAGCAAAGGCGACAUCGAGUGGCUUCUUUGUGUCAAAACCAUCUCGACAUGAAAACUUUCUUAUCCCAGCCAUACCAAGAUCGCCAUCCAACUCCUAG